Oppia nitens is the source of this 1554-nucleotide messenger RNA. RefSeq lists its product as uncharacterized. NCBI's taxonomy places the organism in Eukaryota, Metazoa, Arthropoda, Arachnida, Sarcoptiformes, Oppiidae. The transcript is spliced from 2 exons. The record is from RefSeq and is a predicted model, not a curated record. Gene Ontology annotation, cellular component: nucleus. Bases 169 to 1515 code for a protein of 448 amino acids. Gene Ontology annotation, biological process: regulation of transcription by RNA polymerase II. Gene Ontology annotation, molecular function: transcription cis-regulatory region binding; DNA-binding transcription factor activity, RNA polymerase II-specific.
GUCAAUGCAUCAAACAUUAGAUGUCGUGAAUGUAUUGUACGAUCAAAACAAACACAGUUUGCGGCCAAACAUUGACUUAAUUUUAUUAACACUUCUUAUGAUUUGAUUCAAAGAGAUUACACAUCAGUUCAUUGAUUUUUUACAUGUUGUCAUCGAUCAACAGAUCCAAUGGGUGACAACAAUCGCUUCAAUUGUCCCAUCGAUGGCUGUAAUUACGCCAUAAAUGGUGGCAAAUAUUUUAAGCGACAGCUGUUCCUCAAUCAGCACAUCGCAAACAAACACUCGGAGAAGAAGUUUAUAUGUGAAAAGUGCCACAAGAAGUAUGCCAUUGAAUGGCAACUUAAAUAUCAUAAGAAGUCUUGUGGUGUUGAAUGGGAGUGCGGUUCGUGCGAUAAAAGAUAUACCGAAAGGCUAUCUCUGGUCAUGCAUUGUAAGCGUCGGUCACAUAUAUUGCCGUCAAUCGAUGGCAUCAAAUAUACAAAAAAUGUAAUCAAAAAUGAGGUCAAAGUGUCGCCAAUAAACAUACAGACGUUAAUUGUGAUGCCUGUUAUCUUCGCCACUAACCCGAUGGUCACCACAACCAGUGCUAAUCAAACUCCAAUCAAAAUCCUACCAAAAAGUUAUAUAAGUGACGAUGAAUUGAAUUACCGAAGCAUUUGUACACAAACAUCAACCGGUGAAGAGUGCAAUAAAUGUAAGUCUAAUAUGUAUCAGAAAACUGUGGUCACAAAUAUUGUGAAAUUUUCUUCAAUUUCGACACAAACGGAUCGUUUGACACAACGGUUCCACAAAACGCGUGAAUCCCGAAGUACUGAUUGCCAGACAAUCCGAAAACGUAAUCGAAAGCCACAAUCGGCUUAUAAUUAUGAAAGUAUUGAAACACAAACUUUGGAAAGCGCUCUUCAUUCCAAUGGAUCCACUAAUAAGAUUCAAAUAUCUGCAUCAACAUCGACAUCACCACCAAAGAAGACAUCGAAAAAAAUUCGUUUAGAUAUUAGGGAUAUUGAAAACAUUAAUAAAUCAUGUGCUUUCACGCAGACAUCUAUUGAAUCCAGUAUUAACAGAGUAGUGAACUGUAAUAGUGAUGAACAAAGUUUUGAUGCAAAUGAAAGACAACUAUCAAAAAUGGUUCAGUCAUUCAAUCCAUUAAUAGAUUUGUUGGACACAACAAAUACUGUUAUUUUAGAGCAAUCGGUUCAAACUGAAGCCAAUGAUCUUUUACUUGAUAAUGGAUUUAAUAACAUUGAAACCCAAACCGUUAAUUUGGAUAUUAAUGAAAACGAUUUAUUUAAUUUCGAUACAAAUGAUGAGUUUGUAUUUACCGACUUAGAGUUUACCGACAUUGAGACCCAAACAAUUUGGGACAACGAUAGGUCCACACAAACUGAUGAACAUUUAGAUCGUAUUCUUCAAUACCUGAGCCACGAAAGCAGCGCUGUUAGUGACUGUGAUAUCUCUGACACUAUAUUUUCAUCGACUCAAACACAAACACAAACUGACUUUUCAUUAAUUUAAAUAACAUUUUGAAAUAUUAUGAAUUAAUAUUGAAUUAUA